Physella acuta is the source of this 460-nucleotide messenger RNA. RefSeq lists its product as uncharacterized. The record is from RefSeq and is a predicted model, not a curated record. Lineage: Eukaryota; Metazoa; Mollusca; Gastropoda; Physidae.
AUGACAAUUAUCUGUGAACGUGGCACAUUCUGGAACAAUGGAGUAUGCAAGCCCUGCCCAAGGGGGUACUACCAGAGCGAGUACGGUAAAGUGUGUUGUGAAACCUGCCCGGAAGGUAACAGCACUGUCGGAUAUGGUUCGCGUUCGAGUACCGACUGUGUACCUGAUCCCAAGGAGUUGUACCCCCUUCAUCUGGGGUAUUGGGACGACGAGAAGGAAGAGAAGGCUAACGUCGAUGUGAUCCGAUGCGAAGAUGUAAAGGAGAAGGAAAACCAACCUAUAGGAGCACUCAACGUAAUAGUUUUUUUAGUGAUGCUGUUGAUACUGGGAGGGAUGUGUUUCUUUUGCUUCAACCGUUUCUUUGGACAAGGGUGCAUUCGGUUUUAAAAAAUUAAAACCAGAAAAAUCUCUUGGACAGCGUUGGAAAUUUGAUCUCAAGUUUAAUAGCCGGAUCACUCAU